AUGAACUGGAUCGGUCUAUCAAUAUUUGUCAAUCUUCUUAUUCUUUCCGUCAUAUCUUUUCAAUUAACAUCAUCGGCUAGUUUUCCUAAUCCACCUCAAAGACCACCAUCGAAUGCAUCACCAGAUGAACAGGCACUUUUCUGGAAAUUAUUACAUAAUUAUUAUGCUAUCAUAGCUCGACCUCGAUUUGGUAAACGAUUUAAUUCUGCUUCACCCUAUACCCAACAAUCGUCGUUUAUACCAAUAAUUGAUCAAGAUUCAAUAGAUUUAUUUCCUUCGGUAUAUGAUAUGGAUCACAUGUUAGCAAAAAACAACCCAAACGUUAACGAUCGACGAAUCAAUGUUGACAGUUUCUAUGCAUUCGGAUAUCCAGAUCAAAAACGACGACGACGACGGCGAUAA
This is a messenger RNA of Rotaria sordida, 402 nucleotides long. NCBI's taxonomy places the organism in Eukaryota, Metazoa, Rotifera, Eurotatoria, Philodinida, Philodinidae. The record is from the annotation of a GenBank genome assembly.